AUGGAAAGAGGUACUGAAAGCUUUGAUUAUCGGCAGCGGAUUUUUGUGCUUUUCCUGUCGCCAUUGGUGGGCGUGCCAAUCCUUUCCCUCGGCCAAGUGACUCCAGUCAACCGGGUUCUUUUGCAAGGGAUGGCGCUUUUCUGCGCAGUGCCCACUACAUUAUCCUCGGGCGUUGCCAUGGUGGGCUCGGCUAACGGGAAUGUGGCCCUUGCUUUGAUCCUCACAACUGUUACGAACCUCCUCGGAGUCUUCACCAUGCCAUGGUCAAUGUCCGUGAUCUUCAGUGGUGCCGAUGUGGAGAUCGAUGGGUUCAAAAUGCUAACGAGUCUUGUCAUCCAAACUCUUGUGCCGCUCGUGUUUGGGCUCGGUUUGCGGGCCCUUCAGCCCGUCGAAAAGUUUGCAAAAGACAAAAAGAAAAUCCUUGGUCGAUGCUCCAACUGUUGUAUUUUCUUUGUGGUCUGGCUGAACACCUCUGCGUCUCAAGACAAGAUCGUGCAUUUCCCAUUGCUUGAUCUGGGAGUGGUUGCACUGCUGGCAAUCACAGUGCACAUUAUUUAUCGUGUGUCGGCAUACCUCGUGGCAACUGCAUUCCAUUUCCCCAACAAGGAGUGGGUAGCGAUUGUAUUAAUGUGCAGCCAGAAGUCAUUGCCUGUCUGUGUGUCUGUCAUGGCUGCGUUGCCCAGAGAGCUUCAAUACAGCACUGGCACCAUGAUCGUGCCUUGCAUCAUGUCCCAUUUCUCGCAGCUUAUGAUCGACGGCUUCCUGGCGGAUCGUUGGAAACUGGAUGAAGCGGGCGAGUUUGAAUACUUUAAGAAGGACUAUAAGCCUCUAGCAGGCGGCGCAUAG
Prorocentrum cordatum is the source of this 846-nucleotide messenger RNA. Lineage: Eukaryota; Dinophyceae; Prorocentrales; Prorocentraceae. The record is from the annotation of a GenBank genome assembly.